Molecule: messenger RNA, 1226 nt
Organism: Saccostrea echinata
Lineage: Eukaryota; Metazoa; Mollusca; Bivalvia; Ostreida; Ostreidae
Exons: 3
Coding region: 176-1006 (276 amino acids)
Source: RefSeq, a predicted model, not a curated record
UCAUUGGUCAAUGUGACAUAGAAGUUGCUCAAGUACACUAAAUUUAUGAACACCUCAUGGUUGUUGUAUGACCAUUCAAAAAUGAAAAUAGGACGUGAAUUUCCAACCACUGAUCGAAACCGAAAGUAAGAUUUUAUCAUCAAUGUUCACCUGGCUUUAGAGUACCGGAGUUAAAAUGGAGAUAGAAGAGGGAGAAACUUCAAGCUGGCUAAAAAAUAAUUCAAAGCGAAAUAUUGCCCGUGAUCGUUUGGGUUUUACAACAACUCGGUGUGUCUGUUUAUUGGUAUCCUGGAUUACCACUGCAGUUUUAAUAACGCUGAUUAUUCUGACUUUUAUAAUCAAUGACAGUGUACUGAGGAAAAAAGACAAAGAUUUAACAUCUACAGUCGAAUUUUCUAAAUCACUUCCUAUGGAUAAUUUUAUAUGUUUACCAUGUAAAGACAAUACACAGACAAUGCCUAUGAAAUUUGAUACUAUCUUCAAUUGCAAUCUAUCUUUAUGCUGUGAAUACCAUACAAUAGCAUCGUUGAUUUCGUUUACAAAAUUGUUGGCAGGGCAGUCGAGAAGGAUAGCAGCUUUAUCUGGAAAAAAUGAGUCUUUACACGAAAAAGAUAUUCCUUAUGUUCCUCGUACAGAGAAAACACAUGUAGAAGAAUUCACUACAAAUCUGACUCAGAUUGCGGGGAUGCCUUCAAUUUCUUCACUGAACUUUACAGUUCAAGAGAAUGCUAUGUACAGUGUGUACCUACAUCUUACAUUUAAACCUGUUGUUCCCAAAAUAAGCACAAAUCAAAUUACAAUUAAUAUUUCUUUAAAUGACGCUGAUGAUCUCAUUUUUUCCAAGAAACUCGUUCUACGUGAGCCAUUCCUGAUUUCUGGAUACGAGAACUUGGUUUUGUUUGAGAACAUCCACUUAUCUGAGGGAUCAUAUGUUUUUCGUUUAUCAGACACGAUGAUUGUACAUAAUUAUGCAGCUUCUAGACUCUUGUCUGUACAUCAAAUCUAAUUUGACAAUGAUAAAAAUGUUUUAACAUGGUUAACAUGUGGUUUUAAUUUGAGAAAAGAAGACUGACAAUUUUGUUCUUGAUGGCUGAACUCUGUAAUGUCACAUGCUGUACCAUUAUAUUCAGUCACUUGAUAUUUUUUUUAAUAUCCCACACUUUUAAUCCGACGUCUUGUAUUGUUAUUUAAUCAAAAAUAUGCAUGUGUAUUUUGAACAUGGAAGA